Molecule: messenger RNA, 1127 nt
Organism: Engraulis encrasicolus (European anchovy)
Lineage: Eukaryota; Metazoa; Chordata; Actinopteri; Clupeiformes; Engraulidae
Gene: tmem186
Product: transmembrane protein 186
Exons: 2
Coding region: 34-822 (262 amino acids)
Cellular component (GO): mitochondrion
Source: RefSeq, a predicted model, not a curated record
UCCGACCGGCAGGGGGCAGAAACUCAGUGGAGCAUGUUGGAUCCAACGCGAGAAACGUCAAACUCGUGCGCAUGUGCACGUGAAGGUCAGCCGUCAAACUUGGGCAAAAUGCUUGGAUGUAUUCGAAUAGGCAGACUUGCCACCUCCUCGUUGACUCAGUGUCGGCGCUACGCUCACUGCAUCAGAGGAGGGACUAGUGUUAGCCAUGUGUGGCAAAGGAUCCAGUCGUCACAGACCUGCACAGGACUUUUCACAAGACCAACACCAUCAUCACAUCGUUUCCCUAGUGUUCCCCCUCUCCUCCCUUCCAACCGCCAGGCAGUUGCCCACUGCUCUGACCUGGCGUCCCGGGACUACUCCUUGAUAUACGCACUGCCCUCGAUCACACUCCUGAGGGCGCUGUCGAGACUCAAAAUCAUCCAGACUGGGAUCACCGUCCUCAUUCUUCCCCCGAUAUACUACUACUACUCCCAAGGAGCGGUGUCCCUGGAGCUGGUGGACUACAGCAGUGCCAUUGCCAUUUUGGCCGUGUCGAUGCUCUACGCCGUCAGCUACUUUGCCGGCCGAGUCGUCGGGAGGAUGUACCUGGACUCCUCAGGCACCACGGUGAAGGUGUCUCACCUGACUUUUUGGGGCGCCCGCAACGACGUCUACUUGCCCGUGACAGAUGUUGUGCCGCUGGCAGACGCCGGCGACAAACCAAACGAGUUGAUUUUAAGCUUCAAGCGGUACAGCACGUCACGGAACAUGUAUUUUUCUACCCGCUAUGGUCGCGUUGUUGAUCGGGAAGGAUUCGGGAAGGUCUUUGGCUCUCUAUCUUGAUGUGUGCUUUUUUCGGACAUUUCAUGUGGGCUGUGUGUGCGUCUAUUCCUUUUGAAUUGUUUGUAUGUACAAAAUGAUUUUGGGCCAACUCAAGUAGCUUAUUAUGCCGUAAACAAAGUGUUACUCACACACACAAUGUGGACAUUUAUGUUAACAACAUUGUUGUCUUUUAGAUGUUCUGACUUUUUUUACGUGGCUGCACUGUUUCAAUGAUUACAAAAACAGCACAAUCAUUCUUGUCAACAGAAUAGUUUUGGAUGAACAUCCAUGAACAUCCAAUAAAAAAUGUCUCUGUAUGAACUUUA